AUGUUUGCCGCCUCUCCCACCACCCACGCCUCAUGGCGCUCAUACUCGUCAUAUUCCAACACCUCCUACUCAGAUCCAUCAUCUUCAUCCUCGGCCUCGUCGCCCAUUUGCGCCUUUCCCUCGUGGCCGCGUCGCAGCUCGCUAAACUCGGACGAUCAUACUAUGUCCAACUACUCGCUACCCUCCAACUCCUUCAUCACUGACGAGGAGCUUUUUCCACCCGACAAGCACUCACCCAUCUACGCGCCACCUAUCUCUCCCAUGAGCAUGUCGCCCGCCUCGAUCACCCAAGAAGAAACCCUCCGCCGCUCCAACGCUGCUCGUGUUCACGUGCACGAUAAAAAUGCCCGCGAUUUGGUGCGCGAGCUCGUCGAGUUGGAAAAGGCGAAGCGUGGCGUGCUGAAGCGUCGCAAGAGUUCUGGUGCCUCCAAAAAGUCGCGUAGCGGUAGCGGUGCGAGCAAAUACAUGUCCCCCAUCACCGAGUAG
This is a messenger RNA of Blumeria graminis f. sp. triticale, 486 nucleotides long. NCBI's taxonomy places the organism in Eukaryota, Fungi, Ascomycota, Leotiomycetes, Helotiales, Erysiphaceae. The record is from the annotation of a GenBank genome assembly.